Cornus florida is the source of this 1555-nucleotide messenger RNA. Its product is annotated as protein FANTASTIC FOUR 3-like. The record is from RefSeq and is a predicted model, not a curated record. NCBI's taxonomy places the organism in Eukaryota, Viridiplantae, Streptophyta, Magnoliopsida, Cornales, Cornaceae. The transcript has a single exon. The coding region runs from base 243 to 1277 and encodes 344 amino acids.
CCUCCCCACUUAUCCAUCAUGUUUAACCUCCUCUCCUCUCCUCUCCUCUCCUCUACCUCCCCCAACUUGCACAAUCUCUCACAGAUCUCUUUCUCUCUCCAUAUAUAUAUGUGACCUUUUCAUUGUACUCCAAAUCCCUAUUUCCUCUGUUUUUCCUCUGCUCAGAACAGAGGAGGGAAAGAGGAAAAUAAAAAUAAAAAUCACUUUCUUAAAUCCUCUCUUCUCAAAUUUUGAACAUUUCCAUGAGUUUCUAUCACUAUGUCCACAGUGGUGUGUCAAGGAUUGCAGUCAUGUCUCAAGGAUUGCAGUCAUGUCUCGAGUCCCAGCUCAUCGAGACGAGGACACUGAGGCUCAAACUGGCUUCACCAAGGCCACACUUGUCUGAAUCCAUCAUAGACACUGCUACAGAGCAACUAGAAGAGAAGUGUCAAUACAAAGAAAUCAACAAGAAGGCUCUGUAUGCCAGUGAAGACCACCUCAUGUCCUCGAAUCUCGAGGUCGGUGGUUGGAGCUUCCUUCAAGCUCUCUCCAACACCACCCAAAGUGAUCCCAAAGAAGAAAUGAGCAAAGAAAGCCCCUAUGUCCCUCCUUUGGGGAAGAGGUCUUCCUCUAUUCUAAGUGAUAAGAGCUUGGAAUUGUGUACCGAGAAUUUGGGUAGCGAAACUGGGACUGACAUAGUUGAAAGCAGCAUUUUCUCCUUCCCUUCAUUGGAUUGCGAGGGUGGAAAGUCUCCAACAAGGGAGCAACCAAAGUCGCGGCAAUGUGUGGAAUCUAGGAAAGUGAGUGCUAGGAAUUUUCCGCCUCCCUUGACAACCAUGAGUAGCGCGAAUCCGGUCCGGAUUAGGCCCCACCGUGAAGGCGGUAGAUUGAUUAUCAACGCGGUGGAGGCCCCAUCGCCGUAUGCUUAUCUUCAAGCUGAGAGAAGCAAUGGCCGUCUUCGGCUAUCCUUUUUGAAAGAUUGUGAUGGUACUACUUUUGACUCGGAAGUGGCCGCCGCCGUAGAAAACGACGAAAGCAGUGAGGAAAAUGAAAAGGGUGUGUUUGAAAAUGAGGCAAAUGAUGAAGAACAAGAGGAGGAGGAAGAAGAAUUUGAAGAGCAAGAAGAUGAUGGAGGAGAAAGUGUUGCAUGUGUGGAGAAGGACAUGGAUGGAAAUAGUAUUGAUGCUGGGGUUGAAAUGGGAGUGGAGAAGUUCCAAAGGCCAACUAGAUGCAAGGAAGGUGGGCGUGGCAAAGAAGGAUUAUGUAAUUGGGAGCCUUUGUGGGUGGCUACAACCUAAAGUUGCAUUUUGGAACUCACCGUAGUCAAAAUUCUACAAUUUUUUGUUUGUCAUUUACCCUUUUUGUCCCCCCUUUUUUCUUUUAAAUUCCCUUGUUCCAUAUAAUAUGCUAAUUGGGUAGUUACUAUCGUUAUUUCUCUCUCUUUUUAUUACUCCCCCUUUGGAGGACUAUGUGGAUUCUAAAUCACUUUGACAGAGACAAGCACGACAAGCACAAUGAUCCGAUGUCUAAGGCAAGAAUCUCAUUUUAUUUUAAGUGAAAUCAUUCGAGAUUCCCA